UUUUAUAAACUUUUUCGAAAUAAUCUUUUAGAUAUUUUACAUCAAGUGACCAAAUUCGCAGUUUUAAUUAUACGCAAUGUCAUCCGAGCUCGUGACCCAUAAAGAAACCGUCAGUGUGUCCAUAUCGGCCGACAAAAUAAAUACAAAGGCAACAAUAGAUUCUCAAGGCAUCGGGGAUAGCAUUGUGGAAAAGCUUCCAAGUCCAUGCAACUCACAGGAGAGUUUCUAUGAAAUAUCUGAGGGAUCGUCUCACAACUCAUGCGCAUCGUUUAAGGCCCUUUGCAGGGCAUGGAAAAACCGGGCUGAACAUGAUUCCAGCUUGAGCUUACAAAACCGCAAUGAUGGCUUACAUUUGAAGGUGGACGAUUUGACAAAAAGACUCCAUGCGUCUGAUAAUGCUGAUGAAUCCAAAGAACUAGCUAAAAGCCUCUCCAUGUACGUCAUGAUGGAGAGUCGUCCUUUGCAGCUCACGGAAAGCAGCGAUGAAAAUAUUCCAAAUCGAGCUGGCAAAUAUUCACAACGAUUCUUUUCGCCCGAAGAGAUUCGUGAGGCAUAUACUAUCUUCAAACAUUGUGAUGAGAAUAAUGAUAGCUACUUAGAGCUUGCCCAACUCAAAUUGGCCCUGGAGAAACUUUCGGUGCCACAAACUCAUCUGGCUGUUAAAGAAUUAAUUGCCGAAAUUGCCGGCGAAAAUGUGACAAAGUUGAAUUUUUGUCAAUUUCUACUUACCUAUGCGGCAACUCUUCAAAAUCGUGGAGCAAAAGUCAGUCCAAAGAACGGCUCUAAUGCGGAGCUAUUGGCUUUAGAAGAUCCGAUAAAUGUGUCUAAGGUGGGCGUGAGUGGUGCAAAGCUUUUCUUUGAGGCCAAGAUUGCACAAAACUCGGAAAAGGUUACCGAGUUUCCCAAGCCAAAUUCGAACGAUAGGCAGUCCUAUUAAGAUAGUAUAGAAAAUCUAGUGAGCUACAAUGGUCUACUUAUAUAUUAAUUUAAGCUAAUAUUCAUAUUGAUGCCGACAAAACCAAAUAAAACUUUUAUUAAUUUGUAACUUUUGUAGCUAGAAAAUUUACAUUCCAUUUAAGCCUUGCUGACCUUGUACUGAGGCGAGUCCCAUAAAUCACGUUUCAAUAAAAGAAAACCAAAAUAUUUAA
This is a messenger RNA of Drosophila innubila, 1148 nucleotides long. RefSeq lists its product as uncharacterized. The transcript has a single exon. Gene Ontology annotation, molecular function: calcium ion binding. The record is from RefSeq and is a predicted model, not a curated record. The coding region runs from base 77 to 937 and encodes 286 amino acids. NCBI's taxonomy places the organism in Eukaryota, Metazoa, Arthropoda, Insecta, Diptera, Drosophilidae.